AUGGGGCCCGCCAGGGCUCUGCCCCGUCAACUCCUGGGCUGGGCCGAUGUCAGGGAUGGGGUCUCCCCGCCCCACAGCCCCGGGGACAGCUCCCUGAGGGUGGACAGUGCCCCGGAGGACGCGCUGUGCCUGCCGCUGCUGCUGUGUGGCGGCUGGAGGACCAUCCGCUGCAGCCUGGUGCCCGUGGUGCGGGUGAGGCGCAGGGUGCCCGUGCUGGAGGAGGCCGAGCGCAUGCGCGGGUUCCCCGAGGGCAGCCUGCGCCGGGCGGCCCUGCAGGAGGUGGCCCUGGUGCCCGCCAGCGCCCAGCACUGGAGGCUGUCCUCGGACGCGCUGCUCGCGGGGCUUGUGGACGCACUGGGCUCCCUCCCCGGCCACCGCCUGGACGGGCUCGCCAUCCUGGACCGGGUCAACCACGAGAACUGGCGCCGAGGCGGCCAGGACCCUGGCCUGACCUUCGGCCACCUGCAGAUGGUGCUGCUGUGGGCGGCUGUGCUGUUCCCGGCGCCCGAGGACUGGGCGGAGCUGCAGGGCGCCGUGUACCGGCUGCUCGUGGUGCUGCUGAGCUGUCUGGCCUCGCGGGACCUGCCCCACUUCCUGUGGCCGGAGCACAAUCUGCUGCGGGGCGCGGGCCUGGACCUGCACGCCGUGUACCAGCACGCCGAGCUGUUCGCCAGCCAGCCCGAGGCCGCGCUGCGCCUGCACGCCACCCACCUGGGCCGCAGCCCCCCGCCCCGCAUCGACAGCGGGGCCAAGGCGCUGCUGCAGCUGCCCGCCAGCGACCCCGCCUACUGGGCCACCGCCUACUUCGACGUGCUGCUGGACAAGUUCCAGGUUUUCCACAUCCAGGACAAGGACCGGAUCUCGGCCAUGCAGAACAUCUUCCGGAAGGCCAGGACCCUGGGUGGCGAGGGGAGCUGAGCCACCCUGAUGGCAGCCUGCGGCCGUGGCCGGGGAGCGCGGGCGUGGCGGCCCGGGGCCCUCCGGACUGCCGGGGGCCCUCAGGCCCGGGUGUGGGGGCGGCCUCGGGCGGCCCCUGCCCGCGCCCUCCGUGGGGGCGCAUAAUAAAUCAGUGUGGGUGCCCACACUGUG
This is a messenger RNA of Condylura cristata (star-nosed mole), 1089 nucleotides long. It is a transcript of the gene MAB21L4, whose product is annotated as chromosome unknown open reading frame, human C2orf54. Bases 1 to 918 code for a protein of 305 amino acids. NCBI's taxonomy places the organism in Eukaryota, Metazoa, Chordata, Mammalia, Eulipotyphla, Talpidae. The record is from RefSeq and is a predicted model, not a curated record. The transcript is spliced from 5 exons.